UAGGUAAGGGCUCAAAGUAAGAUACAAGCCGGUUGGCUGUCUAACUAGGAAUAAUAUGCGUCAGAUCCCUACUGUGUUUUAUAUGUUUUAACAGUAAAGUUGUAAUGUUUUUUGAGUUGUUUUUAAUUUGUGCGUUGCCUUAUGUUUUAAGUGAAGAUGUUCCUAUAGGAGCCCUAUUUGAAAAUGAUGACAAUCUGGAAAAAGCCUUUAAUUUUGCUAUUGAAGACAUUAAUAAAAAUGAUAACGAUGCCGAAUUUACAUUUACUGCUGUGGUUCAGAAUAACUUAACAAAAUAUAACACUUAUGCAGUCAUGAAAAAUGCAUGUACAAUUUUAGAAGACGGCGUGGUAGCUAUUUUUGGUCCUAAAACAUUUGAAAAUAUCGAAGUAGUACAAUCUAUUUGCGACUACAAGGAGAUUCCUCAUAUUGUAACAAGGUGGAAUUAUUGGUCUCAAAGAGGUCAAAUCAUGGUCAAUAUGUAUCCUUAUCCUCAUCAGCUCUCAAAAGCUUAUUAUGAAAUUGUAUCCUCAAAGGAUUGGAAAACAUUUACGGUUUUGUACGAAGAUAACGAAAGUUUAUUGAGGAUAUCAUCUCUGAUUGAGCAUGCGCAAGAUAUUGGUAUUGCUAUACAAAUUUUGCAGUUGGAUCAGUACAAUUCUGGUAAUUACAGAGAAACCAUGAAAACUCUAAAGCUAACAGGACAACAAUAUUUUAUUAUAGAUUGUCAUAUUGAUAAUCUCUAUGAGGUUAUGUCUCAGUUGCAACAAGCUGGACUAAUGAACGAAAAUUUUAAUUUAUUUUUGACAAACCUCGAUGCUCACACCGUAAAUUUAACGCCGUUUCAGUAUAGCAACGCAAAUAUUACAGGGAUCCGAUUAAUAAAUCCAUAUAAAGACUAUGUGCAGACAACGACUCAAGAAUAUUUUAAAGAGGACAUUGACAUUUUUAAAGCUUCUGGGUGGAAACUAAGACUUGAGACAGCUUUAGUAAUUGACGCUCUGCACAUGUUUACAGAAGUAUUUAAAGAAAGGCAAAAGACUAGUUCAGUGCGGAUAAUGAUGAACAAUAACAGUUUUCCAUGUUCUGAGUCUUCAAGCUGGGAGCAUGGAUAUAGUAUUUUAAAUAUGAUUAGGACGCAUUCAUAUGAAGGUCUUACUGGACCCGUAAUAUUUAAUAAUGAAGGAUUUAGAAGCAAUUUUGAAUUAACCAUUUAUGAACUACUUGAAGGUGGUAUAACGGAUAUAGGCACUUGGAAUUCUACAUCCGGGCUUAAUAUUUCUAGACCUUCCACAGCCAGCGAAGAUGAGGAUUUAGAGAGCUUAAAAAAUAUGCACUUUAUUGUACAAAUUACAUUGACUGAACCAUAUGGUAUGCUAAGAUUGACAACAGAUACUGUAAGUGGAAACGACAUGUAUGAAGGUUAUGCGGUGGAUCUUAUUGAUGCCUUGGCUAAAAUGGAAGGAUUUAACUAUACCUUUGUAGUAAGACAGGAUAAAAGUAGUGGUAAUUUUGAUAAAGAAACAAAACAAUGGACAGGAAUGAUAAAAGAUCUUUUAAAUCAUGUUGCUGAUCUGGCCAUUUGUGAUUUUACAAUAACAUCCGAAAGAGAGGAAGUUGUGGAUUUUACAGUUCCGUUCAUGACUUUGGGUGUUUCUAUCUUAUUUAGAAAACCAGAAGACGCCCCGCCCAGUUUCUUUUCCUUUGCGGAUCCUUUCGGACUCGACACUUGGGUUUGCAUGGGAUGCUCGUUUUUGAUAACAUCCCUCGCACUUUACUUAAUAGGCCGAUUAUGUGCCGACGAAUGGACCAAUCCUUUUCCAUGCAUAGAAGAACCGGAAUAUCUUGUUAACCAAUUCAGUCUUAACAACUCUCUUUGGUUUUCAACUGGUGCAGUAUUAGCUCAAGGGUCCGAAAUUGCCCCAAUUGCUUUCUCAUCAAGGACUUGUGCAGCGUUUUGGUGGUAUUUUUGCCUUAUCAUGAACGCUUCAUACACUGCUAAUUUGGCUGCGUUUCUGGCGACUCAGAAUCCUAUAAAAUUAUUUACUGACUUAGAUUCUCUUUAUCAUAAUAAGCAUGGAAUAAAAUAUGGUGCCAAAUUGGGAGGAGCAACUAUACGCUACUUUGCGAAUGCGGAAAACGAAUCUUUACUUUGGAAGGUCGGGCAGUACCUAGGGGAUCAUCCAGAAUUACUACCCACCGAAAAUGAUGACGGAGUACUAAGAGCAGAGCAAGAACUAUACGCGUUUUUUAUGGAAUCAGCUUCCAUUGAAUAUGCUACUCAGAGACAUUGUACCUUACAGAAAUAUGGAGAUAACCUUGAUUCAAAGGGGUACGGCAUAGCAAUGAGAAAAGGAUCUCUUUACAGAAAACGGCUGACUUUAGCCUUACUUAAAUUACAGCAAAACCAUAUUCUCGACGACUUAAAGAAAAAGUGGUGGGAAGACCGUAGAGGUGGAGGUGCCUGUCAGGGUGACACAGAACCUGACGCAGCAGAGCCAAUGAAAAUGGUCAAUGUUGAAGGAUGUUUCUAUUGUACCAUUUACGGAACGUUAAUAGCAGUUAUCUUAGUAUUAAUAGAACAUCUUUUGCAUAUCAUUCGAGUAGGAAAGAAAACAAAAUUGCCAUUUAAAGAAGUUUUUAUACGUGAAUGGCACGCAUACAUUGAUUUUAAUAACGCCAGUAAAGCAAAUUUGAUGAUCGAGGAAAAAUCGCAGGAUGAAGAUAGUCAAAAAGGGGAAGAGGCGAUAGAAGAACAACAAGAAGAGCAAAAAAAGUCAAAAUCAAAAACAAAGUCGCACAAUUCGAGGUCGAGAUCUAGUUCAAUUUCUCGAGCAAGACUGAGACAAAAGAGGAAAUCUGCAAUGAUGAGAGGAAAGUCUACUUCACCAAUGCCUUAUGGAUUUAUGAUACCUGGUUCAGAAGAAAGUUUUAAAUCAUAAAAUGUUUAUGCUUCGUUUAAUAAAAUAUAGGGUGGUAUGUUAAAAGAACUUCGAGUUCUGUGGUACAAGAUUUUGUUCUUUAUCUUCUUAUGUUUUGUUAUUUGCGACGUGUUUUACGUUUGUAGGCAUAGAUUAAAAUUUACUAUAAACAUCUGCUUUAUCCAGAUAUUUUAUUAACAAGUCUUGUUAAAAUUUUAUUAUAUUCCUUUUAUUAUCUUAGAUUUAUUUCUUUAAAGUACACGUUAACUUUUUGUUCUUUA
Diabrotica virgifera virgifera (western corn rootworm) is the source of this 3199-nucleotide messenger RNA. RefSeq names its product glutamate receptor ionotropic, kainate 1-like. The record is from RefSeq and is a predicted model, not a curated record. The transcript is spliced from 13 exons. Gene Ontology annotation, biological process: synaptic transmission, glutamatergic; monoatomic ion transport; modulation of chemical synaptic transmission. The coding region runs from base 105 to 2939 and encodes 944 amino acids. Gene Ontology annotation, cellular component: plasma membrane; postsynaptic membrane. Gene Ontology annotation, molecular function: transmitter-gated monoatomic ion channel activity involved in regulation of postsynaptic membrane potential; glutamate-gated receptor activity. NCBI's taxonomy places the organism in Eukaryota, Metazoa, Arthropoda, Insecta, Coleoptera, Chrysomelidae.